Delphinapterus leucas (beluga whale) is the source of this 1966-nucleotide messenger RNA. Lineage: Eukaryota; Metazoa; Chordata; Mammalia; Artiodactyla; Monodontidae. The record is from RefSeq and is a predicted model, not a curated record.
GAGAAAUGGAAGAGCAGGGUGGGGAAGAGGGCGGUGUCUAGAGCUGAGGCUGUGAGUCUGGGGGGCGGGGCUUCAGGUGUUGGAAGCAGAAAGCCGAGUUGACGGGUUGCAGGUCUCCGACACGCUUGGGAGGAUGAGAGGCAUGGCUGGCGCCUUCCAGGAAGCAGACUAGGCGCCUCUGUUGUGGGGGCAAACGCCCAGGCAAUUUCUAAAAUUUAUAAUUCUCUAAUCGAGUGACUUUUAUGUUGAGCAAGUUUCUCGACCUGUUAACAUUUGUUGUAAACCAAGGUCCAAGACAGGCAUAACUUAGCUGGCAUUAGGAAAGGAACCAUAUCCUCCGCUGGAUAGCCCCUAGCAUUCUGGUCUUGGAAUAGCUGAAUCAGAUUCAUUCAUUGAUUCAUUCAACAAAUACUGUUGAGAACCAUCUAUGUGCUAGGCACUCUGCAUAAGUACAGAGGAUACGAUGGUGAGCAAAACAGAUCCCUGCUUUCAUAGAGCUGACCUUCUAGUUGGGAAGAGCUAACUAAAGAAAACGUGAAAGAAGCCAUGAGAAUGUAUAACAGGGGAAGUGAACUAAGAUCUAGUGGGUGAGUAGGAGGUAACCAGAGGAAGCACUUUCUGGACUGUGAAAACUUCUCAGGCAAAGGCUGUCAGGCCAGAAUGUCUUGGAGCUGUAAGGCCCGUGAGGCUGGAGCAAAAGCAACUUAAGGAGUGUGGAGUUCCAGAUGAGGCUAGAGAGGUAUGCAGGGAUAAGAUCAUGCAAAGCCUAGUAGGACAUGAUAAGGCUUUGGGGUUUUAUCAUAAAAGCAGGGUACACUUUGAAGGGUUAAGGAGGGAAAUGAUAUGACUAGAUUUGCAUUUUUAGUUCACUGUGGCUGCUAUGUGGAGAACAGAUUGUAGAGGGUAGCAAGAGUAGAAACUGGGAGACCACUGAAGAGGCUGUUGCAGAAGUCCAGAGGGGGUUGAUGAUGUCUUGGACUGUGGUGGUGGCAGUUGAGAAGGAGAGAAUUGUACGGAUUUGAGAUACACUGGCUAGGAGGGAGAUGACCUCGAUAUUACGGAGCCCUCAGGCUCUCCAGCUUACUCUGGCUCUGAUCAAGCCUGAUGCAGUUGCUCACCCACUGAUUCUGGAGGCAGUUCAUCAGCAGAUUCUGAGCAACAAGUUCCUUAUUGUACGAAUGAGAGAACUUCUGUGGAGAAAGGAAGAUUGCCAGAAGUUUUACCAAGAGCAUGAAGGGCGUUUUUUCUAUCAGCGGCUGGUGGAGUUCAUGGCCAGUGGGCCAAUCCGAGCCUACAUCCUCGCCCACAAGGAUGCCAUCCAGCUCUGGAGGACAGUGAUGGGACCCACCAGAGUGUUUCGAGCACGCCACGUGGCCCCAGAUUCAAUUCGUGGGAGUUUCGGCCUCACUGACACCCGUAAUACAACCCAUGGCUCAGACUCUGUGGUUUCAGCCAGUAGAGAGAUCGCAGCCUUCUUUCCCGACUUCAGUGAACAGCGCUGGUAUGAGGAAGAGGAGCCCCAGUUGCGCUGUGGCCCUGUGCGCUACAAUCCAGAGGGAGGCAUCCACUUUGCAGCUGGAACAGGAGGCCCAGGGCCAACCUGACGCAGGCCUGUUGGUCUGUGAAGAGUGAUGGCGUUGCCCAGCCUUUUCUCGCAGACCUCUGGUCCAGAGCAUUCUCCUAGGACCAGGGAGGCCUGGGGCUCAUUGUGCCAUCUCUGCUGGGCACCGCCACCUGCAUAAGAGCCUAGCUCCUCACUGCUACCUCUUCUAGAAUCUAACUCUCUAUCUACCUCUUCUCUGGAAUGUUCAUGGGUGGUUCAGAGGAAUGAUGGCUCCUUUUUUUCUGAGAACUGUUCAUCCUUUUUCAAGGAGGGGCUUGCCUAACUGACUUGCCUGAAAAAUGCAGUGACCGUAUUAGCAACAUUUGGUCUAUUUUCCUUAAUAAAAGUCAGUAUUCUACUGAA